AUGUUAAGUGCGAUUGAUAAGACCUUUUUGAAUAGAAAGGUCUUUCUCUCAAACAUGAAUAUAAACGGACAGAUCAUAUUAGAAGAAAACUUUGAUGAAAACUACCUCCCCACAGAAGAAGAGGUCUUUGAGUAUGCACGGACCAUUGAUAUUGACCCUAUCAAUGAAACUCACUUAAUGUGGAUUGCAAGAGAAGGAAUCAGUGCACCUUUGCCAAAACACUGGAAACCUUGUCAAGAUCCACAUGGAAGUAUUUAUUAUUUCAAUUUUGCCAAUGGAGACAGCAUUUGGGACCACCCUUGUGAUGAGCACUAUAAAAAAUUGGUAGAGAGUGAACGUAGAAAAUCUGCUUUAAUGAAAAAUUCUCCAGCAGAAUCCAAAAAGAUAAAACCUCUUGAUGCAAAAAAGAAGAAGGAGAAAACAGAAAACAAUGACCUUCGAAUUGGAACUCCAAAAGCUAGCUACAGUAUGGGAACACCCUCAUUGCAUAAAGGUAGUCCUACUCUUGCUCCACUCAAAUCUGGGAAUCAGCUAGCACCACUCAGAGGCUCAAACAUCCCAAAUGUAAAGUCAAGUUUGAAUACAACUGGAUCAUCACCCAAGACUGGAAUAUCUCAGAGCAUGAAUGUUACAAGCAGCAUGAGUGUGCCUGUCUAUUCUACUGAAUUUGAAGAUGAAGCAGAGCAGGCUAAUCUGAAUUCUAAAUUCAACUUAAAUGUAGAAGCGCAGGACAUAUCAGCUCUGAAAUUUGAGAAUCCAGUUAAUCCAAUUAUUGUGCAACAGGAAACUGAGAGUGAAAGUGAGGAUUAUGGGAAGGAUGUGGACUUUGGCAUUGAUAAAGGAUUGUCAGAAAAGAUAAUGGAUAUUGAGAAUCUGGAACUGGCAGUGAGGGGAUCUUUGGAAAAGGAUUUUGAAGGUACAUUAUCCAUGAAGUCUUCAGCUCGAGAUGAAGGUGCUGGAAAGAUGAUAAGUCCUUUGAUUGCGGAUACCAGCAAUGAAGAAAGGUUAAUAAGAGCCAAUCUGGCUGCUGUUGCUGCUGAAAGAAGAGCAAAUUUGGAAGCUUCCAAGCUUGAGAUGGAAGAGGAGGAAGAAAAACUAGAAGCAAAGAAAAAACAGUCAAUUCAAGGAUUACAACAGAAAAUGGAUGAAGAACUAAGAAAAACUGAAAUGGAAAUGAGACAGAACAAAGAACGUAGACUGGCAGAGUUGAAGAAAGAGAUCGAGAAAGAAGAAGAGGAAGAAAUUGAAAAAUUAAAGAAAGAAAAAGAACAACACAUUAAAGAUGAACUUGAUGCCAGCUUGGACAAGAUUCGUGAGGAAAUCUCAAGACUUCAUCAAGAAGAUCAAAGCAGUUUGGAAAAAGAAAAAGAAAGCUUAUUGGAAGAUUUAAAAGAGAAAGUGAAGAAGGCUCUCCAAGAGGAAGAGGAAAGAUUGGCUAAUGAGAAACAAAUGCAGUUUGAAAAAAUUUCUGCUGAUUAUCAUGAUGAAUUGGAGCAAAUGAAAAUGGAAUUACAAGAAGAACAUGAAGACAAAAUGGAAUCAGUAAGAAAUGAACUGAUGGCCAAACAUGAAAUGGAGCUAUCUGAGCUUAAAAAAUCCCAAGAAAAAUUACAUGAAGAAAACAUGAAAUUUCAACAAAGAGAAAUGGAGUCAUCCAAACAGAGACAACGAGCAAUGGAAGACCUUGAGAAAGGAUUGGAUGAUGUUCUUAAGCAACGCCGUGAAGACCUCAGACAACAGCAUCAAAGGGAAAUGGAAGAAAUUAAGGCUGAAUAUAAUAGAAUUAUAGAAAGGAUGAAGGAAGACUUCAAAGAACAGGAAGGAAUGCAAAAGAAAUCAUUGGAGGAGAUGCUGUCAGUUGAAUUAAAAAGUAUGAAAAAAGAACACACAAAACAAAUUGAAAACCUAACACAGGAGUUAGCAACUGAGAAAAGCAUAACGCAAGCAAAGCUAGAACGAGAGAAAAAUAUUUUGACCCAAAAGUCACAAGAAUUAAAUGUAUGGAGGACUGAAUUAGAAAAAAUGUCAAAUGAAUUGUCCCUCAAGGAAAUGGCACUGAAAGAAAGAAAGCAAAUGUAUCAAGUGGAACAAAAUGAAAUUAUACAAGAAUAUAUGAAUAUAAAAAAUCCUCAGAAUUUAGAGUUGAAGGAUAAAAUAAAGGGUGAUCAAGCACAGUCGUCGUCUGAUGAUUUAAUGGAAGAACCUUAUUUGGCUCAGCAGAAGAGUGGCUUCAAAACCAAAAUAGAUGAAAAACAAGGCAAUCAAUCCAUGUCAAAUAUACAUAUAGAUUCAAGUUUUAAUGUUGCCCCCGACAAUAUGAAACGAAGAAAAUCUGUCCCUUGCCUGUCUUCAAUGACCCGACCUGUUGAGAGUCAAAUAGUAAAUGGCCAUAUGCAUCCUACAGUUUUGCCAGCAUCUUUUGCACAAAGGAACAGCAUCACAAAAAAUUCUGCAUCUUGUGCAUUACUUGAAGAACUACGAAACAACUUAGAAAAUAUAAUUUACAAGUUUGACCAGUUGGAGAGUUGCAUGCAUGCAGAUCGUAAUCGGAUUCAAGGAAGGAACAAAAAACAAGCUAUGCAUAGAAAUUUUGCACAGCCUGUAGUAGAAAGUGACAAUGAUUCCAUGGGUGAGGCUCCACUACCAGAUUCUCAUCUACCCACUGUAGACUUGGAAGCAGAGGGAGAUGAUGAAGAUGAACAGUCCACCACAGAUGAUGACAGUUACAAUAACUUGAUCAAAUUAUUAAAAAAUGCUCAAAGUAAUUCACAGCCUAAAUCUGUGCCUCAAAACAAUGGGGAUGGUAAAAUCCCAAAUGGCAUUUCUCAACCAGACGCUGUUUCAGACAACCAACAUCUGCGAAAGAUUAUUGGAGAUCUUUGUAAACUGAUAGAAAAUGAAUCAGCUUUGUCUGCCAAACAAACACCAGUUUGUUCUAACCCUGUGGAAGCAGCCAAUGCUAUUUUACAAUCCAACGUGCACCUUUCAGAAUUUCCAAACCAUGCUACAAAUAAUACCUCCAAUGUUCAUUUUAUGCAUCAACGAAAUUCAAAACUUGGCAAUAGGUUGGCUUUAGAAGGCCCCAAAUUAACUCCUUCCAAUUUUUCUUUUCAAUAUGUUCCAGCAAAAGAUCUGCUGCGUGAUUUACGAAGGAUCAGCAAUAUAAAACCCACAGUUUCUGCUGCAGACUGGUUGCCUGAACAGAGAAAUCCACUUCCUCGGCAGGAUAAAACCUCAUUAACCAAUUUCACCCAACUUUACACAACUGAUAUGCCAAAUUUAAAUCACCAUAUGGAUAACUUUCCUUCUGAGCCUCUCAGGUCUUCAACUCCUUUAAAAAGGACAAGACCACCUCGUCUCAAGUUGGACAGCAACAACCAAAUAAGUAUACAAUAUCCAUGGAUCUUUCUACUGAUUCUACGCGUCCAAAUUGUCGAUUUUAUUGAUUGUAAAUAUUAUGAUGACAAAUAUGAGUACAGGCACGUCAUUCUCCCAAGUGAUAUUGCCAAACUGGUGCCCAAAAAUCAUCUGAUGACAGAGACUGAGUGGCGUAAUUUGGGUGUCCAACAGUCACCUGGUUGGAUUCAUUACAUGGUGCAUUCUCCAGAACCACAUGUUCUGCUAUUUCGACGGCCAUUAGAAAUUCGGGAAAAAUCCUAA
This is a messenger RNA of Acanthosepion pharaonis, 3660 nucleotides long. The record is from the annotation of a GenBank genome assembly. Lineage: Eukaryota; Metazoa; Mollusca; Cephalopoda; Sepiida; Sepiidae.